AAAAGGAGAGCAUUGAGCAACAAAGAGUGAAGUAGAACCAUCUUCAUCAAUAUAAAUCAGGAGUAGUGACUGUCUAUCACAUUUCACUUGUUCGCUAUGAACAUACAAGUGGAACCACCAGAGAAGAAGAAGAAGAGGAAGAAGAAGAUUAAGAACUCGUGGCCACCGUUGUUUUCUCUACUUCCGGACGAAAUCGUCGUGAAUUGUUUAGCCCGGAUCUCGCGGUCGUACUACCCAACGCUCUCAGUCGUUUCCAAAAGCUUCCACUCGAUUAUCUCUUCCACCGAGCUCUACGCAGCCAGAUCUCAUCUCGGAACCACCGAGAAGUGUCUCUAUGUCUGUCUAUCGGAUCACAAAAGUUCUCGAUUUCCCCAAUGGUUUACACUCUGGAUUAACCCUAAUCGAACGAGGAGGAGGAAAAAGAAGAAGACAAUUGGACAGUUGUUGGUUCCGAUUAGCUCUUCUAAUUUCAAUUCUCUGUCAGAUUCCACCGUCGUCGGCUCAGAGCUUUAUAUCAUCGGCGGACCAGUGGAUAAAGCACCGUCCUCUGCUGUGAGGACCCUCAACUGUGGUAGUCACACUUGGCGCGAUGCCCCUAGCAUGAAUGUAGCCCGGAGAAAUGCAUCCACUUGUGUCUACAAUGGGAAGAUCUAUGUAAUGGGAGGGUGCCGAGGAUCAGAGGACGAAUCAUGGGCUGAGGUGUUCGAUACAAAGACUCAAGUUUGGGAACGCCUCCCUGAUCCGGGUUCUGAGAUUCGCAAUUGUUGCAUUUACAGCAUCACAGAGAUUGAAGGAAAACUUAACUUUGGCAGUUAUGAGGAGAUGUAUGCUUAUGACACGAAGCUAUGCAAAUGGGAAAGCUCUGUACACAAAUUUGGAACUGUUGCGAGGUUAGAAUGUAUGAUUGAGAAUGUAUCCUACUCCUUUGGAUCCGCUUAUCUUCCAUAUGGAUUCGGUGAUUUUUUUGUUCGCCGCGAGUUCCAGUGGUCUGACGAAAAAGUGGGUUAUUGGAAAAAGAUGCAAGGGUUAGACUCACUAGUAGAGAAGUACUUGAAGAAUGGUGGCUCAAGUCUUAAUAGGACUAAACUAGUUAGCUGUGAUGGGAAACUCAUACUUUUAUGGGAAGGUUAUAUGAAGCAUAAUCCCAGUAAUAGGAAGAAGAUUUGGUGCGCUGUAAUCGUGGUAGAAAAGCGUGAUGGAGAUGAGGUUUGGGGAAAUGUUGAGUGGGUUGAUGUUGUGCAUACCGUCCCCAUAUCAUGUGAGCUCUGGGAAUGUGCCGUUGUUUCGGUUUGAUUGACUUUGCAUCCAAGGACUUAACAUGAAUGGACUGUUGAUCAGUUUGGGAAGAGGAGGCAAAAGGAGAGCAACAAAGAGUGAAGUAGAUGAUCAAUUAGUUAGGGUUAAUAGUAGCCACAUUUUGUUAAAGUAGCUACUUCGGCAAAUUAGUAUUUCGACUUUAUAUAUAAUUUAUCUAAGUAAGGAGUUAUGUUUUUAACAUUAUAAAUAUGAAAGUGAUGUUGAGUUC
Molecule: messenger RNA, 1525 nt
Organism: Camelina sativa (false flax)
Lineage: Eukaryota; Viridiplantae; Streptophyta; Magnoliopsida; Brassicales; Brassicaceae
Source: RefSeq, a predicted model, not a curated record